UUCGUUGUUGAACGUGUGUGUUCAGACACGCGCGUACGCAUGUAUGCAUAUUUUUGUGCCAUGCAGCAGCAAGUAAGGAAGGCCUGUGUCUGUGAUUACUUGUUAUUUGUUUGAUUUUUAUAUACAUACAUACAUAUUUAUUUAUAUGUAGUAUGUUGUUGUUUUCUUAUUAUUAUUGUCGUCGUUAUAUUGUUGGUGUUGCCGUUCCUUUUGCUAGUGUUCAGCCAUUCGCAAAUUAACGCGCAACGACUUGAGUAGUCAAGUUAGUUAAGCCAGCCAGUCAAGCCAUUAGUCGUUAAGUCUUACGCUUAGUUUUAACAACAAACAAGUUCUCUUCUCAUGCCGACCGAUUCAUGUGUAACAACAACCGUUAGUUAUUAUUAUUAUUUUUAAAAAAACAUCAUCGUCAGUCAGUCCGUCAACGUGUAAAUACAUUUAUGUUGCAAACCACUACAACAACAACAUCAGCAACAGCAACUAUGACAACAACAACAACAGCAUGCCAUAACACAAAAUAAAAACUAUUAUUAUUGUGGCAAGUGCAAGAAAACAAACAAACAAAACAAAACACAAACAAACCAAUUUUAAAAACUACACGCGCUAAGUUAAAAAAAAAGUAAAUAAAUAAACUAAAUCAUAAAACAAUCGAAAAUUCUAAAUGCCACACUUUAGAUUCAAAUAUCGUUGACUGCCAAGCCGCAAGUUUAGCAACGAUCGGUCGAUUAACCAACCAACCAGCCAGCCUGUGUCCAUGUGCCAUGAUUUGAACGAAAUUUGUCUUCUGUUGCAAUGCUCGAGGUGAGAAAACAGCAGCAUCUUUUAUAUUCUAUAUGAAGCGAAAAUAAUUCAAGUUAAAUUAACAAAAACAUACAAAGAAAAUAAUCAAAAUAACGGUCACUUAUGAGAAAUAAAAAUAAUUGAUCGUGCACCUUAAUUUAAGAAAACCUAAAAGUAAUAACAACUAAAUAAUCGAAUCAAACGCAAUGUAUACGUACGUACGUACGUACUAGUGAUAGUUAGAUUGAUUGAUUGGUCAAUAGUUUAAAACAAAUUAAUUCCCUGGCAGUUAAGAAUAUAAAACAUAACAAAUUAAAAAAUAAUACAAAAUAAAAAGAUAAAUAAAAAUCAUAUACCUUUUAGUAGGUUAGUCAAAGUAAAAAACAAACAGCAGCAGCAGCUUUUAAAUUAACAAAAAACUUACAAAGAAAAUAAUCAAUAUAACGAUCAAUUUUGAGAAAUAAAAUUAAUUGAUCGUGCACCUUAAUUUAAGAAAACAUAAAAGUAAUAACAACUAAAUAACUAAUCGAAUUAUACGGAAUGUGUGCGAACUAGUGAUAGAUUGAGUAGUUAAUAAUUUAAAAACAAACAAACAAAUUCCCUGACAGUUCAGAAUAACAAACAUAACAACUAAAAAAAGAUAAAUAAAAAUCAUAUACCAAUUUGUAAGCAUCUUUUAACUUCAAUUCGAGGCGAACAUAAUUCAAGUUAAAUUAACAAAAACUUAAAAAGAAAAUAAUCAAAAUAACGGUCGUCAGUUUUGAGAAAUGAAAACAACUGAUGAAAACAUAACAAAUAAAUAAUCGAAUUAAAUGGAAUGAGUACGUACUAGUGAUAGUUUGAGUAGGUAAUAAAACAAACAAUUCCGACAAAAAAAAAAAUUAAAUAAAAAUCAUAAAAUUUGGUAUUUGGUGAAUUUACGUGAAAAAUGCAAUAAACAUAAUAAAUAAUAAAUAAUGUGUUUUUGGUUGUGAGUAGAAAAACGUUAGAAAUAAAUAAGUUAAUAAUAUUAUCUAAUUGUGUUAUUUCCCCAUACAAAUAGCACUACAAAGUACAAUAACAACAACUCUAUUUCUAACGAAUAUGUACAAGCCAGAGUAAACUAUUGUCAGUCAUAAACCAAGUGUGUGCCCUUCAAAAACCAACCACAAAAAUAAACAAUCAAAUACAACUCUUAGACAUUCAUGCCCGAUAAUCUGGGAUCCGUUUUGAACCAGACUCAGUUCGAAAUCAUGACAAAUUUAGAUGGCAACCUACAUCACAACCAAGAACAAAUAGAGUGCAUACAACAGCAACAGGAAAAUUGUUUCCAGGAAUUACAGCAUCAGUUAAACUCACAAUUAUGUGCUGUCGCACAGCAGACAAGUUUUACAACACAAACUACAAUACAGCAACAGCCGACACCAGCCGCAACAAUCGUGCCAUUUAUACCUGCAUUUUUACGUCCUCCUCCCCCACCACCUCCUCCACAUCUAGCGGCGGUGGCAGCUAGCAACCUACCAACAGUAUUGCAUUCACACGCCCUCCAUGCCUCGCAACAUAACAAGAUGACAAUGCAACCGAUGUGGUCCACAGCAGCUGUUGCAGCAGCGCAUUUACAGGCCGCCUUGGCAGUAGCGGCAGUGGCCGUCAAUAGUGACAGCAAUAGUAACAACAGCGAUCCUACGAAUAAAAUAAUCAACAACAAUAAUUUAACAGCUGUUGAAAAUGGGUCGUCGUCGUCGUCGUUGGCGCAUGAAUAUGGCAUGGGAAACAAGAGCGUGUUAGAAAGCAUAGGUUCGGAAUUAAAUUUCGUUGAUGUGGUGGCGAGUACGACUACACCACCUUCUACACCUUUGUAUAAUGUAAAUAAUAACAAUAAUGAUAAUAAUAAUAACAAUAGCGCAUGUCCUUCGCCAACUUCAUGUCAUGCAGAUGAUGCCAUUGAACACAUGCAGGUCGAUACAUCCCUGGAAGAUGAUACAGACCUUAUGUCCAGCUCAAAUGGAACCAACAGCCCGAGAUCUAAUUCAAAUAGCUCAGCUCAGGAGGAUGUGACAUUAACGGGCAAAGAAGAAUCCCUGGAUGAUGAGGAAUGCACAUAUGCUCCGUUGAACUUAACAAAACCAAAGUAUUCAUCAAGAUCAUCGAUUGAUGCGGCGAUCAAUAGUGCCAUUUUAAUUAAGCGGGAAAAUGAUCGCCUUACACCCGUCUCCAACUGUGAUUCACCACUGCACUGGCAAUCAUCUUCGUCUUCCAAUGCCGACACAAAUUUUGUGGCCAUCCACAUUUGGAAUAAUCCAGAAGCGCAAGAAUCUGAUACGAUAGCUCCAUUCAAUAACAUUGAGAAUAUAUCAGUUACGCGAGUUACGCGUAGUAGUCGAGAUUCGACUAGUGCAUGCGCUAGCAAACGGAUUACCGAACCGUUUAGCCCUGCUGUUAAUCAAGAACUGAAACUGGCUAGUGGAGGUAAACAAUCGCACACGCCUGCAUCGUUCUUGCCACAAGACAUCCAUUCCAAUUUACGCGACAGUUGCAGCAAUAGCCGAGACACCACCAGCAGCCAUGGACAUGGCUAUCACAGCAAACAGCAUAUAAAACGACCGAUGAAUGCUUUCAUGGUUUGGGCCAAAGAUGAGCGUAGGAAAAUUCUUAAAGCAUGCCCAGACAUGCACAACUCGAAUAUAUCGAAAAUCUUGGGAGCCCGUUGGAAAGCCAUGACAAAUGCCGACAAGCAACCCUAUUACGAAGAACAGUCGCGCCUUUCCAAGCUACACAUGGAACAACAUCCCGACUAUAGAUACAGACCCAGGCCGAAACGCACCUGCAUUGUGGAUGGUAAAAAGAUGCGAAUUUCCGAAUACAAAGUUCUAAUGCGCAACAGGCGGGCCGAGAUGCGACAACUUUGGUGCCGUGGGUCUGGUUCCCCAGGUUCGAAUAUUCCGGGCUCCGACCGACCACCAUGUCAUCAUUCUCCCGAAUGCGAAGACGACGUUCAGGCAGCCGUCAAUGCGGCCUAUCAACUCCAGGAUAUGGGCCAAGCUGUAGCCGUAGCAGCCGCCGCUGCAGCAGUAGCUGCUGGUAUCAAGAACAUGGACGAGGGCAACUCUAGUUUAAUAGAUCGUGCCACUCCAACCACCAGCAGUAGCAACAGCAACUAUUAUCCCGCUGAAAGUAUAUCAGAGUUGGAAUUUGUUAGCGAAAGUAAUGCAAUUGGUUUUGAAUCUCGCGAUGACGACUGAGUGGAUCAAUAUUAUUCUCAAAUUAUUAUUAUUAUACGUAUUAUGAAAUUAUAGUAAUAUAAGUGUAGCAUAAACAACAGCAAACAAUACUUAACUAGUAAAACAAAUUUUUGAAUAAUGACACAAAUACACACACAAACCUACGUAUGUAUGUAUGUAGGUUACAUAUACACACAUACAUAUACAAAUCCACAUAAAUAUUUCAUACAUACACACAUGCAUAUACAUACAUAGAUGUAUGAAAUACAAUCUAAGGAUUUACUUAUCGCAUAUAUGUACAUAUGUAGCAAGUCAGUCACUAACCGUAAAAACCCUAUAUCAGACAUUUCGGCGAAAAUGUGUGUCAUAAUUAUGUACAUAUAGGUUAUUUGCCACACAAACAGCAUCGUUGCAGAGAAUGGUGUGCAAAAUUUCCGAACUACUACCAUGUUUAUUCCUUAAUACCAACAUUUAUAUUUUCCACUACAAAAUAAAAAUUAUAUAGCGAAGAGUUCCCCAAAUAAUUUUAAGGGCCGUUUUCUCAUUAGGUGAUUAUAUUUUUUCCCAACGAAAAACUGCAGAUUAAAGAAAUUUGGUUUUCUCAAUGUCUCAUUCGCUUUUAUUCUGUCGCAAAGCUAACCCGACCUCAUCUGCCAAUUAUUUAUUUAUCGUACAGAUAAAUUCAAUCAGCUGACUGCUGUUCAUAGUUUUUAUGUGUUUGUGUUUUUGUAAACGAUAUUAAAUAGAUUUUACAAAAAAAAAGUUUAAUAGAGGAAUUAACAUUAAUUUGAUGGAGGAUGAACUCGAAGAACAUGAGUUCCAAGUGAAUGCUGAAAGAGUUUAUCAUGCCAGGCCUAACUACCUGGCAGACAUGCAGGAUAAUGAAUUUUUCAAAAGAUUCCCGCUGUCGAUGGCCACAUUAAACAGCUGAUUUAUGUAAACAAGUUGUCACUUGAAGGCAGGGUUCCCAACAUUCACAUCUUUUUUGAGAGGUAUUGCCAACUGAAAAUAAUGUUUUUUGUCGGUAUAUUGAGAAAACCAAAAUUGUUAACGGACAGUUUAUCGGCCUAAUAAAUGUAUGUCGACAUUUAGUAACAGACAGUUUGUCGAUACAUUGAGAAAACGGGCCUAAAAUUUGCUAUUUCAUCUUUCGUAUGGAUUGGAGAAUCGCCCAAAUUUGAUAAUAUUUAUCUCGUUUAGACAGUCUAUGAACAGUAUAAUAAGGUAAAGAGGUACAAAACUGCAUAUACAUACAUACGUUUAAGUAGGAAAUUAAAAAUAUUUAAGAUAUCACAAUAUCUUUAGGUUGAUUCGAAUAUUACUCCAUGUGGUGUUCCUUAAAGAACUUACAGAUAAUUGUGCGUCCGGCAUGAGAUUUGCUAAUUACCUUUCCCUUUUCCUAAUAAAACUAAUAGAGAAACCUAAAAAAAAUUACAUUAUUCUAAUCCACUUCAAGCUCUAAUACUUACUAGAUAACAUUUACCGCUAGAUAACACAGGGCAACAAAAUCGAAAAAAUUGUGGAGGCUUUUUAAACCACUACACAAUUUUGAUGUAUUGUGGUUCCAGUAGUACAAAAAUGGUAAAAUUUUUAAAUUCUAUGAAUAGUUUUUUUUUCUAAAAUUUAAAAUUUUUUUUAAAUGUUUCUCCUCAUAAUUUAUAAUAACUCAAAAACGGUUAGCCCGAUAUUAUGGAAUUCAAUAACCUUUAAUCCGGUUAUAUAUUGCGUUUUAAUCGGCUCAGUAGUUUCGGAGUUAAAAUAACAAAUUGAAGCAAAAAAUAUAUUUUUUACGUGAAAAUAGCUAAUUUUUGUGUUUUAAAAAACUCAAGGAAAAAUCGAAAACGUCAGAUAGGAACAAAAUGAGAUAUCGAGGAUAAAAAUCGAUUGAUUCUUUUCGAAUUUAUUCACAAUUAAGUGAAUUCGCUUAUUUACAAAAUUUAACUUUUUUGUUUGAUAUACGUAAAAUUAAUGUUCUUCUUUCGAUAUAGCCAUGUCCGUCUGUAUGUUGAAAUCAACUUUCCGUAGCCCCCAAAUAACUUAAAUAGGUGAUUCAUACAUCAAUAUGUGGGAAUUCUUCCGGCUCGUUUGCUAUUUAAAAUCGACAAAAUCGGCCCAUAAAUGGAAAAAACCGAUACAACCUCGAUUUUUGCCCUAUUAUUUAUCUAUAUCUGGAUUACUAAGUCAUUCAUAUAAUGAUAGAUACUUCAAAGUCCAUUGCAACGAUGUAUGUAAGGCAAUAGUAAGUUGGACCUACAAUGGGUCAAAAUCGGGAAAAAUAUUUUUUAAACAAAAAUUUAAAAACAAUUUGGAAAAAGAAUAUAGCUCUCUUACUUGUUGAAUUACUAUUUUUUUUCUUUUUUGUGAAUCAUUGCUCUCUUCGUUAUAAUGAAAUGAGCUAUAAAACAAUAGUAUACAUAUGGGCAAUUCCAUAUCAUCGGACGUGACAUUUGUACGCCUAUAGAGUGGAAUAGAUUUUGCAAAAAUAAGAGUAUCUGAACAAUAAUUUGUUCUUUAUGUUCCAUUCAGAGCGUACUAUAUUUUCAAAUAAUAAACAGUUCUUUCAAAAUAUUAUUGUCCAAAAUAUUGAGCGAAAUAAGGGUAUAUCGUACGUGACAUAAAACAGAACUCAUUUUGAGGUACAUGUAUGCGAAAAUAUUCGAAUCGUGGAAUUGUCCAUAUGUAUGUAUGUAUAUAUAAAUUGUUUACAAUAAACACAUCUGGGAAAUCUGCAAUUAUUGACUUCAACGUGUAGCCAUCAGUGAUGAUAACUUUAGUAAUUUAUCGCUAAAUUUUUUUAUUUUAGCAGAAAAACAAUGCUUAUGCUUUUUUAAGUUACCAAUUAGUAACAAAAGAAAACGAAUAAUUAUUUUUUUGGGUUUGUUUAAUUUUUAUAAAAUUGCGAUUAGAUUUGAGUUUGGUUUUUUGCUUAGAAAGCAACAGUUAAAAGUUAAAGUAAGCUUUUGUAUAUUCGAUAAAUUGAAUUAAAAAUAUUUUUUAAUUUACAGCUAAAUGUAAAAAUAACUGUUAUUUUCUGAGCAAUAAUAAUUUUUAAUGUUGAGUUUUAUACAAUAAUAAGAAUUAAAUAAUAAAAAUCAAUACACUAAAUGGUAGUCCUUGUGAUAAUGAUUAAUUUAGUGUACAUACUCCUUAUGCACGCAGCAUUUCUCUUUAAUCAUGAUUAUUUUAGUUAAAAUAUUAAAAAUAAUUAUUAUUAUUUGCCAUGCCAUAUUAAUUGUUAAAAAUUAUGAUUUUUUAUUAUAAAUAUUUUUUUUUUUAAUUAGAAAAAUUAUUAAAAUUAACGCCAUAAAUAAGUAUAUGUAUAAAAAUUGUCAAUUAAUAUUUCAAUUUCGAAAUGACAUUAAUUUUGAGUAGGAGACCUCCGUGAGGUCCUGGCCGCGGACCCCGGUUGCCCUUAUGGUAGAGACGGUACUUGGUAUAUAUGUAUGUGUGAGUCUGUGUUAUGAACAUGUUUGGGAUCGGAACACUUAUUUGGAACUAGUCCCUAUAUAUUUUUAUUUAUACAAAUACCAAAAAAAAAAAAAACAAUAUAUGUACAUUGAAAUUUUUUUUAAAUAUGUAUUUUUACACCAACAAAUAUAACAAUUCGCUUAAGAAAAUGUGAGAAGAAUUCUAAUUUUACCAUGCAAGAUCUCUAAAUAUACUCGAAAACAUUUUAACUAAUGUACACUGAACUAGUUUCGCAUUUGGUUUGAUUUUUAUUGAGUUUUCUUACAAGUAGACUGCCACAAAUAAUUAUAGAUAGAUUUAUGGAUAGAUAGUUAGUAUGAAGUAAUAUAUUUACCUAUAAAUUACUUAUUAUACCCAGCGCUUAAAAAUGGGGAAUUUAUUGAUUUUAAAAUCAGGAUGCUCCCCAACUAAAGCACUGUCCGCUAUAUUUUUUUUAAAGAAGAAGUUAAAGAAGAUAGCAUAACUUAUUCAUUUAUUAAUUGAUGUUUAUACCCACCAUCGAAUAUAUUGAUUUUGUCAUACCGUUUGUAACAUAUCAAAAUAUUUUGGGUCCUCAUAAGAUUCGAAGACGAUCUAGCUAUGCCCUUCUGUCUGUCCGGAGCUAUCUGGCUGAAAUAUUCCACAAGGUUUGUUUGGUAUUGAAAAUGGGCAAUAUUGGUUCAGUAGUAUUUCACCAAGCCCUCAUACAAAUAAUCCCCCAACAUUUGUCCCUAGUCCCCAUACAAGGUCCCCUCAGAAUAUUACUUGAACAUUAAUAACACUGUGCUUUAAAUUUAAUUUUAAAUUUUAAAGUGAACCCGUUAUUUUCGGUCUCUGAUUUAAAUCUUUUUUUUCUGUCAAGAAGGGCACCCAGUGGCUUAAACUAAUUCGGGUACGGUGAAUUCAGUGGUGUUAACCGUUUUUUUAGGUUAGCUCGUAUUUUCGAGAUAUUUCGAAAAUGGAGGAGGUUGCACAACAUAUAUUCGCGUAACUCAAAAACCGUUUAGUUUAUUGUAAAAAAUUAAAAACCGAAAAUCCGCAAUAAAAUUAACUUUAAGAAAUACUUAACGUGUUUUUAAUCUUCAAAAUUUUUGGUUUUUAAAACGGCACGAAAAAUUGGAAAAUCCAUAUACGAUCUUAACUUUUUCUAAGCGUAUAGAAAAUAAUGUUCCAAAGAAAACAAGAUCUAAAUGAUUAAAAUCUGUUUACAACUUUUGAUUUUAUAAACAAAAGAUCAAGCAAAUAUCGCCUAAUAACAUUUUAACAUUUUUCCCACAUUUUUACAAAAAGUCUUCUAUAAAUUUUUUAAUUCUUAAAAAUUGUAUACAUUUUUGAAAAGAAGAAAAAAAUUCUUAUACGUUGAUAUAUCUUAUCUUUUCCACUAGUCAUUUAAAUAUGGAUUCAAAAUCAAUAACAAACAGAAAAUUUACAGAAUCUUGGCGUUUUGUGAAAACGGCACUUCAUUGCCGACUCUUGCAGUGUAAACAAGGUGCACAAUGUAGAUAAUUACUACGAGUUAUGUAUAUUAUCUUUUGUGAAUAAAAUUCAAAGUUGUGGACAAAUUUUAAUCAUUUAGGGCUUGUUUUAUUUGGAUCUUAAUUUUCUAUGUGUGUGAAAAAAAUUAAGAGCGUAUAUGCAUUUCUAAAUUUUGCUAAAAAUAAUUUUUUGUUUGCCAAAAAAAAAUUAUAUUUCGAAAACGACUGCGAAUAUUAAAAACGUGUUAAGCCUUACUUAAAGGUAAUUUUAUUGUGGAAUUUCGAUUUUUCCAUUUUCGAAAUAACGCUAUAUCUCGAAAAUUCGAGCUAACCUAACAAAAGUUAGUGCCACUGAAUUCAACGUACCCGAAUUAGUUUAACCCAUUGGGUGCCUUUCUUGACAGAAAAAAGUGUCAAAUUCGUGCACAAUGUAAUUAACAUUAUGAUGAAAUUAAACAUAAACAAUUUUUAUACGAAACUAAAUCUUUCUACUAACUUUUAUGAGGAUCGGUCCAUAGUUGAUCCUACCCCCUUAUAGUCAUUAUAUGAGAAAAACUAUUGUUAUUUUAUUAUUUAUGUUUUGGAAAGCUACUUAAGAAAAACAUAUUUUACUGAUUCACGAUGAUCCAACCGAUUUUUAAAAUUUCUCUUUUAUUUGAAAGGUAAAUCAUGCAUAUUUUUAAUAAAAUAAAAAAAUUUUAAAUCAAUUUCCACACAACACACUACAGAUUUCUUGAAGUUGUAACUUUAAGAAUAUCAUCAUUUCAAACUUAUUUAGGAAAAUAAAUAUAAACAAUUUAUUAAAACUAAUCUAUCUAAUUGUUUGUGGUAAAAUCUUCUAUGUCUAGAAAUUCGUGUAACAGAAGUUAGAUUAGAAAUAACACUGCAUUAAACUAUUUUUGUGAGCAGCAUUCAAGAACUUUGCACGAUUUUCGUAGUGUUGUUUCCUCAGAACACAAAAGUCCAAGAUCAGAUCCAGCAAAUAAUGCCAGAACAAAAUAAGAGAAAGAAAGAAAGAAAAAAAUAAUAACAUAAAUAUGUAUACACAAGAAUACAAUCGCAAAACAAAUUACAAAUUCUAUGCUAUUCAUACAAACAAUAUAUUAAUAUACAAAGUAAUUUUUGUGCCAUUUUAGUACUAGUUCGUAUAAUUAUAAAAGUCUUUUUAUUUAUUAUUAGUAUUGUAUUUUUAUAUAAUUUUAAACAUAAGUCUAGAUUAAUUAUGCUCUUAUAUAUACUAUAUAUAUAUACUAUAUAUAUAUACAUAAAUACAUACAUUUACAUACAUAAGUAAUAACAUGGGUAAGUGUCAGAAAUUUUCCUUGCAAAUAUUUAUCGAAUAAUAAAAUUAUGAAAGAGAAUUAA
Messenger RNA from Calliphora vicina (urban bluebottle blowfly), 10264 nucleotides. RefSeq names its product transcription factor Sox102F (gene Sox102F). The coding region runs from base 1962 to 3998 and encodes 678 amino acids. The transcript is spliced from 2 exons. NCBI's taxonomy places the organism in Eukaryota, Metazoa, Arthropoda, Insecta, Diptera, Calliphoridae. Gene Ontology annotation, molecular function: RNA polymerase II cis-regulatory region sequence-specific DNA binding; DNA-binding transcription factor activity, RNA polymerase II-specific. Gene Ontology annotation, biological process: cell fate commitment; regulation of transcription by RNA polymerase II. Gene Ontology annotation, cellular component: nucleus. The record is from RefSeq and is a predicted model, not a curated record.